Molecule: messenger RNA, 1290 nt
Organism: Desarmillaria tabescens
Lineage: Eukaryota; Fungi; Basidiomycota; Agaricomycetes; Agaricales; Physalacriaceae
Product: CRAL-TRIO domain-containing protein
Exons: 4
Coding region: 192-1127 (311 amino acids)
Source: RefSeq, a predicted model, not a curated record
ACAGCCUUAUUAGGGUCCGAGCCCCUAGGUAGCUCUCAAUCACCAUCCAUCACCACCAACUCGACACCCACGCUCCGUCUAUCCUUUUUUCAUAUCAGCACCUCUGACUAUUUCUUCUCUUUCAUCUGCAUUGGGCGAUAAGAAAUCGACAUCUGCCAUACCCGUAUUCUUCCACCUUUUUUCGUCGUCUGAUGUCUUCCACACAACCGCAAGCCGCCAGUGCAAGCCCCAUGCCUGCGGGAGUCACCGACCCCAACUACAAGCCUGGCCCCGGACGUUUGGGUAACCUUACCGUCAUUCAGCUUCACGCUUUGGAGAAGUUCAAGAAGGAAGUUAGGGACGAGGGCUGGUUCGAUGAGGAGAGAAUGGAUGAUGAACUCAUGCUCAGAUUCUUGAGAGCCCGCAAAUUUGAUGUGGCAGCCGCGAAAAAAAUGCUGCAGGAGUGCGAGCAAUGGAGAAAAGAGUUUGGAAUUGAGGAGAUUAUGAAGAACUUCGACUUCAAGGAGAAAAGAGACGUGGACAAGUAUUAUCCUCAGUAUUACCACAAGAUGGAUAAGGAUGGCCGACCGAUUUACAUCGAGCGUCUUGGCUACCUCAACAUAAAAGAGCUCUACCGAAUCACAACCCAGGAACGCCAGCUCCAGCGUCUUGUCUACGAGUACGAAAAGAACUACAGCGAUCGCCUACCCGCCUGUUCCAAGGCCUGCGGGCAUCCCGUAGAAACAUCCUGCACAAUUCUUGACCUGUGGAACGUUUCUCUUAGCAACUUCUAUCAGGUCAAGGACUACGUCAUGUCGGCCUCGUCCAUCGGCCAGAACAGGUACCCGGAAUCCAUGGGCAAGUUCUACAUCAUCAACGCGCCUUGGGCAUUCAGUGCCGUAUGGCGGAUUAUCAAGCCGUGGUUGGAUGAGGUCACUGUCAGCAAGAUUGACAUCAUUGGGAGCGACUACAAAGAUAAGUUACUGGCGCAGAUCCCGGCCGAGAAUCUUCCCAAAGAUUUCGGAGGGCUGUGCCAGUGCGAGGGAGGAUGCUCGUUGAGUGAUGCCGGUCCGUGGAACCUUACCAACGCAGAUGCGCAUACCCCGGCAGCAAAUGGAAACGGAGCGCCAAAUGGCAAUGCCGUGUAGAUGUCAGCGGUUGUCUUUUCAUUCGCUCAUUUUUUGCUGGGACGGAAGACUAAUUGUACAGAGUAAUUCAGAUAUACCACUUUCCUUGUACUGCAUUCACAUGUUAAGAUAGAAUCGGUGACAGUGAUAGGGAAUUUAAUAUAGUCUUAACUACACUCAUUAC